Caenorhabditis sp. 36 PRJEB53466 is the source of this 1102-nucleotide messenger RNA. The record is from the annotation of a GenBank genome assembly. Lineage: Eukaryota; Metazoa; Nematoda; Chromadorea; Rhabditida; Rhabditidae.
AUGUCACGAACCCUCUGCGUUCUUCUCGCUUUCCUCGCGUUGGCCACCAUCUCGGAUGCGUGUUUCGCUUCCGGAAUCUGUGGCGGCGGAUGUAUGCCACCACCACCGCCUGUCUGCUCGGGAGGUUAGUUCAGAGGGAUCCCUGGAAUCAUACCGUACAUAAUCACGAGUUACGGCACGACUUUAUAGGUUUAGAGCACAUAAUUCGUGUUCGUUUCCAGGUUGUGGCGGUGGAUACUCUUGCGGAUCCUACGGAUGCUACAGAGCUCGCGCCAGAGGAUCCAAGACGUUGGCUUUCAAAAAAGAUGUGAGUUAGGGUCACAUGUUUCUAAGCGCAGGAACUUUAACAAGACGAGAUGUCAAAAUUGCCAUUUUUAAGAGAUUUAAGGGUUUCCGUAAUUCCAAAGGUAUUGUUCGAAAGGUACUUAUGAUGCAGACGAAACAGAGAACGUGAACAACAAUUUACUGUUUCGCGAGUCCAACUACUCAAUCAUUCUAUUUACAAACUUCCCCCCAAUUUUCAGACGGAAAUGACGCCGGACGAGCGGUUCCAGCGGUGCUGCGAGGAGCGUAACCUGCCCGACUCGUGUCUCUCCAAGUGCUCGUUCCGCUCGUACACCAAAUCGGCGCUUCAGGCGAUGUACUUUAAGCAGGACUCGUGUCCGAUGCAGGCGGCCGCCGAUAUUCAGUUCUGCGCCGCCCAGGGACGCGAUCACACCGCUUGCUGUGUUCGGAACUCGGUUGGAACCACGUUGGCCGGCAACAAGGUGAGUUGAAAGUGUUGUUCUUCUGGAAUGCCAUGGAUACAAAUGUCUUCCAGUGCUUCACUUUCUGUGACCAACGUCCCGGCAACGUGACCCAACUGGAUCUGUCCUACCUCGCCUGCUACGACAGAUUCGAGAACAUGAAGGCGUGCUUCUACCAGAAGGCGUCCGAGGUCUCUUCGCCUCACGUCUCGUUCAACAACGACGAAGAGCUGGAGCGAAAUGAGGAGUUCGCCGUGGCGGAACCGGCAUUCCGUGCUCCGCCAAGAGCCCACACGCUUCCGGAGAACCCACUUCUUUCCGUUCAACAGUUCCUCGCCACCACUUUCGGACAGUGA